Molecule: messenger RNA, 2394 nt
Organism: Elephantulus edwardii (Cape elephant shrew)
Lineage: Eukaryota; Metazoa; Chordata; Mammalia; Macroscelidea; Macroscelididae
Gene: SIK1
Product: salt-inducible kinase 1
Exons: 13
Coding region: 1-2394 (797 amino acids)
Biological process (GO): protein phosphorylation; intracellular signal transduction; microtubule cytoskeleton organization
Cellular component (GO): cytoplasm
Molecular function (GO): ATP binding; tau-protein kinase activity; protein serine/threonine kinase activity
Source: RefSeq, a predicted model, not a curated record
AUGGUGAUCAUGUCAGAGUUCAGCAGGGCGGCAGCGGGCUCAGGCCAGGGGCAGCAGAAGCCCCUCCGAGUGGGCUUUUACGACAUCGAGCGGACCCUGGGCAAAGGCAACUUCGCGGUAGUGAAGCUGGCCCGGCAUCGAGUCACCAAAACCCAGGUUGCAAUAAAAAUAAUUGAUAAAACAAGAUUAGAUCCUGGCAAUUUGGAAAAAAUAUAUCGAGAGGUUCAGAUUAUGAAGCUUUUGAACCAUCCUCAUAUCAUAAAACUUUAUCAGGUUAUGGAAACUAAGGAUAUGCUUUACAUUGUGACUGAGUUUGCAAAAAAUGGAGAGAUGUUUGAUUAUUUGACCUCCAAUGGGCACCUGAGUGAGGAGGAAGCGCGGAAGAAGUUCUGGCAGAUCUUGUCAGCCGUGGAGUACUGCCAUAGCCACCACAUUGUCCACCGGGACCUCAAGACAGAGAACCUGCUGCUGGACAGCAAUAUGGACAUCAAGCUGGCAGAUUUUGGAUUUGGAAAUUUUUACAAGCCUGGAGAAGCCUUGUCCACGUGGUGUGGGAGUCCCCCAUAUGCUGCCCCAGAGGUCUUUGAAGGGAAGGAGUACGAGGGCCCUCAGCUUGACAUCUGGAGCCUUGGGGUUGUGCUGUAUGUGCUGGUCUGCGGCUCGUUGCCCUUUGACGGGCCCAACCUGCCCACACUGCGGCAGCGGGUGCUGGAGGGCCGCUUCCGCAUCCCCUUCUUCAUGUCCCAAGACUGCGAGUCUCUGAUCCGCCGUAUGCUGGUGGUGGACCCUGCUAAGCGCAUCACCGUGGCCCAGAUCAAGCAGCACCGCUGGAUCCAGGCAGCGCCUGUGCUAACGCAGUCUCCCUCCUUGGCCUUUGUGACCCAUGAUUACAACUCCAACCUGGGUGACUACAAUGAGCAGGUGCUGGGCAUCAUGCAGAUGUUGGGCAUUGACCGGCGGAGGACCGUGGAGUCAUUGCAGAAUAGCAGCUAUAAUCACUUCGCUGCCAUCUAUUACCUCCUCCUCGAGCGGCUGAAGGAGUACCGGAGCUCCCAGCUGCCCACUCGCCCAGGGCCUGCCCGGCAGCCCAGGCCCAGGAGCUCCGAGCUCAGUGGUUUUGAGGUAUCCCAGGAGGGCCUCACUGGUGACCCCCUCCGUUCACCCCUGCUGUGUCCACAGCACCAGACCCUGGUGCAGUCGGUCCUGCAGACUGAGAUGGACUGUGACCUCAACACCUCACUCCAGCCGUUGUUCUUCCCUGUGGAUGCCAACUGUGAUGGAAUGUUCCAGCACCGCUCCGUCUCCCCCAGCAGCCUGCUCGACACGUCCAUCAGCGAGGAGGCCAGGCAGGGCCCAGGCCUGGGCUUUGAGGAGCUGAGGGCACAGAAACCCCUACCCAGUGGCACAGGCCGGCGGCACACAUUGGCUGAGGUCACUGCCCACUUCUCCCCCCGCACCCCGCCAUGCAUUGUCAUUUCCUCCUCCUGUGCUGCAGCAGCGGGCUCGUCUGAAGGAACCAGCUCAGACAGCUGCCUGCCCUUCUCGGCAAGCGACGGCCCUGUGGGGCUCAGCAGCCUGGCUGCCCAGGGGCUGGACGGCACCUGUUUGCCUCUCCGAGUGGCUGCGCCAUGUGUGGGGGCCCAUUCUGCCACCCCAGUCCUACAGGCACAGGGAGCCUUGGGCAGUGCCGUCCCGCUCCCUGUCAGCUUCCAGGAAGGACGGAGGGCCUCAGACACCUCACUCACCCAAGGGCUGAAAGCUUUCCGACAGCAGCUGAGGAAGAGCACCAGGACCAAAGGGUUUCUGGGGCUGAACAAGAUCAAAGGCCUGGCCCGCCAGAUGUGCCAGCCCUCCUCCACCAGCCGGAACCCCAGAGGUGGCCUGACCUCCUUUCCACUCCCCUCCCAGAACACUGGUCCCUACAGCAGUGGGGGCAACAGCCGCGAGGGCCGAAGCUUGCUUGAGGCGGUGCUCCACCAGCAGAGGCUGCUCCAGUUACAGCACCACCCAGCAGCCCAGGCCAGCUGCCCACAGGCGCCCCCACUGCCCCAGGCUUCCUAUGUCCUCGCCCCCUGUGAUGGCUCCGGCGUUCCUCCACUCUCCAGCACCCUACUGGUGUCAGGACUCCAGAAGGAGCUAGUGCUGGGGCCUAGCCCACUCCGGCCAACCCAACUCUUCCCAGCUGCUGCCUCCCCCAUGGCCUCGACGGCCCAACUUCUGGAUACCCACCUGCACAUCAGCUCCACGGCAGCACCCGUUGUCCCUGCUGUGACCUCACAGCCCCACUUUGCCAUGCUGCCCCCUGGCUUCGACCCCGCCGGGCUGGCACAGGGGGACUGUGAGAUGGAGGACCUCACGACGGGCCAGCUGGGCACCUUUGUGCUGGUGCAGUGA